UACAAAAUAGAUUGGCAAAUCGGAAAGAAACGAAGAUGUCAAAGAAACCGAUCGUUUUAUAUCCGUUGAGCUGGAAAGACAUAGUCGAGAUUUGCCGAAGUUUAAGAACGAAUAACGUCUCUGUGGCGAAUAAUACAUCUACGAUAAAACUGCGCCAGAGGAAAGAAAGACUAGCGAAUAUUGCGGAAGAAAAGGAGAAAGGGGGGGGGAGAGGAAAAGAGGGGAAGAGAGAGUGCGAGAAACGUAAAAUUCGAAGAUGUAUUAAAUCCAUCCAUCGCGGAGACGACUCGUGUAAGUACUUAUAUGCUUGUACAGUUCGUACACUGCUUACGGAUGCGUAUGGAUUUCGUAUUUGUACGUUUCAGUGUCCCUGCACUCUCUUUCCCGAACCUAACCCCUCGAAAGUGUACAAGUUGUUUCGUGGCACUCGUAAUAGUGGCCGUCCGUGUUCUCCUUGUCAUUUUACCGUGGUGACAGUAACAAACAGCGGCGACAGCAAUAACGAGAAGGAGAAGAACGUCGUCGACGACGAUGACAACGUCGACGAUAAUGACCGCGGCCCUGUUCGAGUCGAGCACACGGCAUUUCGAGGCUCGACAAACUCAAAGCGAUUCGUGAGGUAAAAGUAAAGAUGUAAAGCUCUCCUCCUAACCAGUCCCGCGGCAGUCGUUGUGAAUGGACCACACGCAGGUAGGCCCCACCUGUAAACGUCCCGAACCGACAACUUCAUUAAGCGGAGCUGAAGCGCAGAGCGGCACAGCACGGCACGGUACUGCAUAGCAAUGUGCGAGACGAGGGGAGCCUUCUUAUGCGCGGCGAUGCGGGGCAAUGCGAGAUUCUCGAACGCACGACGGUUUCUUGUUUGUUCUUUUGCCUUCGUCUCAUCGGCGCGGCGGCACCUGUACACGCCGAGGAGAACGUUUCGCUCGGUUCUCUUUUUUCGGAACAUAAUCACUGCUCCCGGGUGGGAUCUUAUUUUUAGCCACGACCGAUUCUUGGAACUCUCAAACCGCCCCACUCUAUAUCGGACCCCCACCUGGUAAUUACCUGCAGCCCGAUAAUUUGCCGCUAAAGUCGCUCGGUCUCGAUCGUUAAACAUCGUCCCACGGAUUUUCAGACCGAGUAUGAUCGUCCAUCAUCGAUCAUCGAUCGCCGACCGCCGACUGUUGAUCGCCGAUCAUUGGCCGUCUCGCUGCGUUGCGUCGUAUCGCGCCGCUAAUUCAUCUAGUUUUUCUAACAAUUUGCAUUAAUUUGCAACGAUAAUCGGCGUCGAUAAACGGUUCGUCUCGAGUCCCGAAGAUAAAGAGAGAAUAAAAAAACUACGGAUGGUGAACGCGAUCAACCUGCGUCGGAUCAACUAGAGAUGAAAAUAGGAGACGAAAGGCUCACUGUAAAGAUUUUAGGGUGGAAAACUAUAACUAAACGUCGAGGUUGAGGGGCGAGGAAGAAUGGAUGGCGAGAUGGGUGGAAUACGAAGGGUGAAGAGCAGAUAGCGGAGAGUAGAGUGGAGAGCAGAAAGCAAAAUCUAAAAUGCGGCGCGAGAACGAAUGUAAUAAUCGAACGAACGCAUGAAAACGAACGGACGAACGUUUGUCGUUCCUCCGGUGUUAUACAAGCUCUUCCGAGAAUUCGGAAUUGAGAGCUUAUCGAAAAGAAGAGAUCAGUUGAAUUUGUUUGUUUGAAGAGAGAGAGAGAAAGAGAAAGAGAGUAUCUCGAAGCAUAUCCUGUUGCGUUGUAAUGCCACUACCCAGAAUCAGCAACAUGUUCCCAGAAUUAUCAACAUCAAAUAAGAAAAUAACGAAUAUAAGAUCGCUAGCAAAACGAGGGGGAAAAAAGGAGAAAGAGAGAGAAUAGUAACGUUACAAGUUGAAUCGAAUCGUUUUGAGUCGAACCCACUGAAGUCGAAAGCCAGUUGGGUCGAAUGGGAUAAGAGGAAGGAGCCACGAGGCGAAACGGUCUAUAUCGUUAGAUACAUCGUUGGGCUCUCCUCACCAGGUGGUCCUCUUCCCGUGCCGGAUGACUCAAUCGUGAGAAGGAGUUGCUCGACGAGCUCACGAGAAGACUCGCUAGAACCGUAUGUGCUUCGUGUCUUGGUCUGAGUUUGUCUGCCCGUCUCCUACCACAUUCGUGUAUUCAUGUACGUACAUAUACGCGAUUCAGUGCAGUCCCUUCCCGACCUCCUUGGCUUUCCUCGUGAACCAACUUACUCGAUAUUUCUACGCCGGUGACAGUGGUGUGCGUACUUACACGUGUAUGCAGAUCGUUCUGGUCAAACACGUGGAUCUUUCGAAUAAAAUGGUCUUCUCGUCGUCUCUUUUUAUUCAUACGCGUUCAUUCGCGAGGAAAUUAAUCGAAACGAACGGAGCUUAGGAAGAAGAGAGACGACGCGAUACAGAUUCGCUACUUAAUAGAGCAAGCAAGCAGAAAAGAUAGUCGAAGUAUUUGCAGGGACGGAGAAAAAUUAAACGCGGAGAAAGAUUAGAUGGUUGAAGCAAGAGAAGAAGAAGAAGAAGAAGAAGAAGAAGAAGAAGAAGAAGAAGAAGAAGAAGAAGAAGAAGAAGAAGAAGAAGAAGAAGAACAAGAAGAAGAAGAAGAAGAAGAAGGAGGAGGAGGAGGAGGAGGAGGAGGAGAGAAAAGGAACCGUUUGAGCGGUAAGCGAGCAGAUUCAAGGGAAAAAAAAAAGAAGGAAGAAAAAGAAAAGGUAGACGCGGAUCGUAAAUCGAUAGACAACGAGGUGACGAGAUCAACCAGCAAAGGGAUUAUCGAUCACCUCCAAAUUAAUAUACGAAUUUGUACAGGAUACUUAAAACUAUAUUUACCUAUUAUUCUCUUUUUCUGUUUCAUUCCUACAUAAAAACUCAUGGCUGUUCACGCUGUGUUGAGAAAUUGAUUCUAUUUAAAGAACACGUAUAAGAAUAACAUAUGCAGCUAUGGUGCACGGUACCGACAGAUGUUCCGAUCAACGAUAAAAAUCGACGAUGAAAGAAAUUGAGAGAUUUAUUCACUUGUAAACGGUAACAGCGCAGAGGGAGGUGCAUAAACUAAACUGGUACUUAAAUAAGUACUAUAUGCCAUAGGUAUUAAAAGAAAUAUCAAGAAAGCGAAAAUGCAUCGAGGAAUCUAUAUCGUUCUUGAACAAGUUCGAGAACUUUCCGGUAGAGUCGAACGUAGUUAGAGGUAAUACUUUGAAAGUGCCGCGAAAGUGCUGGUUAUCUGGUCACGAUCGAAGAUCAAAGAGGUGGGAUAGGAAGAGGAGGGAAAGAGAAGAAAAAGGGAGGGCGGGGGUUGUCAGCGGAGCGGGGAGAAGGACGCGGAGAAGCCGAAGAACUCAAGGAGAAGGAGAGAUAGGCGGGUUGAACGGACGACGGAGGAUCGAGGCGUCCGGCGUCCUCGAUCGCGGGAUCUUGGAGCAAAACUAACGAUCUCCCGUUCGCUUGCAAGAUCAACACGACGAUAAUUUAAUACACGAGAUCACCACCCAGGUGUGCUCUGACGUGUACAGAUGCUGUUUGUAACCUCGACAAGGAGGAAAAGGCUGAGUCGACAGAAGUGGGAAUCUGUAUACUGUAUGGCGUAUGGGAUUCCAAAUGCGAAUACGAGCUCUUCCCCUUUUGCACGAUCUCUCUCCCUCUCCCUCUCUCCCAUUUUCCUCUUUUUCUCUCUUCCCCUUUCCCAUCCCCAUCGUCAUCCCCCGUACGUCGGUCUUUCUUUCUUUCUGUCUUUCUCUUGUAUCCGUAUUCUCUCUCUUUUUGCACUACCGAUAUAAACGACCUGUACACGUGGACACGUGCGCAGAUUUUUGCGAAAUAUUUCGAAAACUUUUCAACGACCGAUGGAUAGAUGCAUCUUCUAAAAAAACUCGAUCGUUGCUGGCCAACAAACGUACGCUUGAAACGCACAGUCAUGAAAUAUCGGGAUUGUCAUCGUGACUCUACCUCUGCUAUGCCUUCGCAUUUUAACAUAUCGAAAAUAACAUAUCGAAAAAUAAUUCCCAAUUGGAAGGUGGAUACUAGCUUAUAGCUAUUAAAUGCCGGGAACGCAGAGCACAAAAAAGGGUACGUUCCUUUGACGUCAUACGCUUUCGUAGAAACAGCUCGAUACAUCGAAUCGUCGAUAAUCAGAAUGAAAAAACAGAAACACGCGUAUACUACUGGUGGUUCUCCGAUUCUCGAAGAGAUGCUACAUAAAUAGAAGAGCCGAUGACGUCAAUCGUUUGCUUUAAUUACAUAAGGACAGUCCUUAUUAACCUAUGCCGACAGCUAAUGACGAGUUAAUGAUCGCGAUAAAAUCUCUAAAUCCAUUUAUCGAUCGAACGACGAUUCUCGUUUCAUACAUCUCCUUUUUGCUGCCUCUUUUUAUCUUUCCAACUGUUUAACUAUUCCGAUCGAAUAGUACGGUCGAACGUCGUAUCGUCCAAUUUGGCCCCGUAUAUGUAUGUAUAUACAUAUACUUGGACACGUAAAUAUACGUAUAUACAUGUCAUCUCAUCGUUAUUUUAGCGUAUGUAUAUAAAUAAUUUAAAGCAAAGUAUAUCAUUAACAUACGAGUAUAAUUAGGCAAGAGCAAAUUUAACAUCUCGAUUAAUUUAUAGCGAUAGAAUUUGCGCAAAGAGAAUUACAAUUCAAACGAACGACGCGUGUACAGAUCGAUUUCUUCAAAUCCCAGUUCUCAUUAAAGAUGAUUAUAUUUCGUGCAUUGUCUUACUCUCUAUUACGUAGUCCGUUGUUAGCGUUACGUUACUCAACAAAAAUCACGUGAAAUCAUAGGUUUUUCCAUACUGCUUUUUCAUCUGGAAUCGCUUAUACAAAGGAAUUUCGUAGAAAUAAAUCAACGUGCAAGUUGAUAUUUGCAUUAAAAGACGAAUAGUGAAACUUAUUUCCAUGAAAUUCGUGGAAUACUCACGAGCAGAGCAAAACAAGGCAAAUCAAGACAAGACAAGGCGAGACAAGACAAGGCAAGGCAAGGCAAGGCAAGCCAAGGCAAAGCAAGGCAAGGAUUCCUUUUCUUCGCUAAAGGACGAACAGUUACAGAAGAAGCGUGGAACAAGGAGAUAUCGACGAUGCACGUGGCAGAAAAUGUUUUCGUAUCGUACGCUUCCUUGACGGAAGGGACAAUGGUUUCACAUGGCUAUUCUGGCGUCUUAGUCGCAGAACGUUGGGUACUUGCACACGGUUCCAUGCUGGCUCCAGUUUUAUCUCGAUCCCGGGAUUUCCUUCGUUUCUUUACAGUUUUAAAUUCCGGAGAUUUAGCCACGGCUCGAGCAUCGGAACAGUUGUUCGAUGAUUUAACGUUUCAGAUACAUCGUAACCAUUCGUUAAAGGAAUCAGGAAAGUUAGUAGCCGUUUGGAAAUGUCCUCUUUUGGAGGAAACACUGGAGAAUUCUUUGAAAAAUUUUACCUUCGAGAAACAACACGACUUUGAUCGUCUUUUAUUACCUGUCUUCUUGAUGAUCAAAUGCAAAUCGUUCGAAUUAAGCGACGAAACAAUAGGACGAGAAAAAGACUCGACAUUCGUAGAAAGUAAGCAGCUGGGCGGAGAAUCAGAAGUAACGGAUAAAGCGAAAGUUAAACAAGUUUUACUUCAACUUGCGAAACAAGCUGCUGUCGGCAAAAUUACAAAAGGAGCUAUCGUUGAAUUAGUCUCGACGCCGUUUGGAAAUGCAUUUUUUAUCGACUCGGUGAGUCGCGGAAUUAUUGGAAACUUACUUGGAACCAACCAGUGUCUCAUUGUAAUCGACGUGACUAGCUUCCCUGGAUGCGAAGGUAGUCCUGUAUUUUUAAUCAACGAUUGUGGCCGAAGAAAUAUUUGCGGCAUGGUAAUUGCGUCAUUAAGCCGGUACCGCGGAGAAUGGGUAAAUUGUACUUUCGCUGUGAACCUGUUAUCAUUGUUGAAACGAAUUCUCCAAAGUCGUGUCUUGAAAGAUGAUCCUCGAUGUUUGUCCUACAAGAUUUUACCUUUCACAUGGCGGAGUCUGCCCGAAAUUGACACCCUUGAAAAAAGUAUCGCGAUCGUAAAGUGUGGACCGAACUGGGGCACCGCUACUUUAGUAGACGAACAAAGCGGAACAUUCAUAACGUGCGCACAUGUUGUUACAAUGGCACCAGAAAGAAAAAUUAAACUUGCAACCUGCAUUAUGUCGCGCACAGACGAGUUCGAAUGGUUUGCAGAAGCAAAUUUGAUAUAUAAAACACCAACAGAACGACCUUAUGAUAUUGCUGUAUUGAAGAUCGAUCUAAAGUUCAAAGAACCUUCGAUGAAGGCUAUCGAACUUGCUGAUACAGAUGCACAGAAGGGGGAAGAAAUACUUUCUAUAGGAUUUCCAAUCUCCUUGAAAGGACGGCCUACCAUCAGCAGCGGAAUAAUAUCAAAAACCUGGCGACACAUGUUUCAAACCAAUUGUUGCGUGCACGGUGGCGUUAGCGGUGGACCCAUUGUUCGACGCGCCAAUUUUAAAAUGUUAGGGAUAGUGGUUUGCAAUGUUGCUUUAUCGAACGAUUCUGUUUUAUAUCCACGAUUGUGCAUGGCAAUACCGACUACUGUUUUUAAGAAACCACUGGAUGAUUAUCUACGAACUGCUGAUCCUAAAGCGUUAGAAGGAUUGACCCAAUAUGAUAAGAACGUUGCAAGCACUUGGAAUUUUACUCCUUUUCUUCCCUCAAGUUCGUUUUCCUUUUUGCUUCUAAUUUCAACAUCGGUAUCCCUCUGUUUUAUCUCAGGCGGUAUAAAACUACUAUCUCCAUCUUUUUGUACUUGACGUAGCUUCCUACUUCUAUCGAUAUUGUGCGAAUAGUAGUUUGCUUCUCGUUUUGCCUGUGCAAUUUCAGUUCGUAAUCUUUGUUUAUGUACAGCUCGUUCAUAAGCUAAACGUUCGCUUAAGUGAAUCCACUUGAA
This is a messenger RNA of Bombus huntii, 6891 nucleotides long. Its product is annotated as peroxisomal leader peptide-processing protease. NCBI's taxonomy places the organism in Eukaryota, Metazoa, Arthropoda, Insecta, Hymenoptera, Apidae. Gene Ontology annotation, molecular function: serine-type endopeptidase activity. The transcript is spliced from 10 exons. Gene Ontology annotation, biological process: protein processing; regulation of fatty acid beta-oxidation. The record is from RefSeq and is a predicted model, not a curated record. Gene Ontology annotation, cellular component: peroxisome. The coding region runs from base 5060 to 6754 and encodes 564 amino acids.